Molecule: messenger RNA, 1989 nt
Organism: Nematostella vectensis (starlet sea anemone)
Lineage: Eukaryota; Metazoa; Cnidaria; Anthozoa; Actiniaria; Edwardsiidae
Exons: 3
Coding region: 372-1475 (367 amino acids)
Source: RefSeq, a predicted model, not a curated record
AUUCCCAAACGAGACAUGGAUUUUGGAUUCGCCGAGGUCGCACAACAAUGAAUUUGGCUGUAAAAUAGAAAUGUUCAUAUUUUUACAGCUAUUUCACCGUGAUUUUGUAAAUUUUCAUUUCGCAAAAAUAAAAAUACCGUUGAUUAGAAGAAAAUAAAAUGUUGACAUCAGACGAGUCUUCACCCGCGUAGCCGGGUUGGUCACACAACGCCAACAAUGUUAACUUACUUCCGCCUGCCUUUCACGCUUCACGUCACGCGACCAGAUAAAAACGCAAUCGUAAUGAUGAAAGCUGAAGAGUAUAUUUCCUCCAUGUCUCCAUAGAACACCCCCAAACUUGCAGUAUCUCCUCAAAUUCACAACUACGAAAUAUGAUUCACACCUACGAAAGCUGCAGAGCUGGAGUAUCCGCAACAAGCUGUAACUUCGCCGUGUUUUGUACCUAUACGGACGCCACGCUUUGGUGCUUCGUGCUUCUUCCUCAGAUACAUAAGAACUUUCGCGAGAAAUCUGUAGAUGGACUUAGUGUCUUGUGGUCUACGGCUUUCUUCACGGCCUCCAUUGUAAACAGCUUCUAUGUGUUCCAUGUCAAGCUCCCAGUUUACUUUUGUAUCACGACAGUUACUGUAGCCGUUAUAAGUGUUGUUGUUCUCGUUCAAUUCUGGUCCUACUCCAAAGAGCUUGCCGCGCUGAAGGUAUAUUAUGCCGGAGGCUGUGUGAUAUUAUGGACAGCGAUUGUAACGCUAGAGUUUGCAUUGAACGUAAAAGAGACGGCUGCAAAGAUCCAGUGGCUUGCUUUGGUGCUCUGGAGUGUACUGUUAUUUCCACAGACUGCUGUCAACAUAAGGUUAAGGAGAACCAGUGGCCAGUCCACGCCAGCAGUUGCCAUAACUCUGGUUGCCAAGAUAUUUGAGUUUCUAGGGCAUAGUCUUCUUGCAUUACCACACCAGUACUUGUACAUGACCUAUUUCAGCAGCACCCUUGCUUGCAUUAAUGGAAUGCAGGUAAUUUGGUAUCCUAAGCCGCAACAACAAAGUACAACAAUACCUCAAGUUGUCACAUAUGGGAGUCAUCAGAAUCGAGAUGAGGAUCCUUUAGACGCUGUUGACGUAGAGCCAUUGAUUGGAGACACAGACUCAGUGACAGGACCAGCCUACACAGAAGAGGAAAUAGCCACCGUACAUUCCCUUAAACAGCAGAGGUUGAAGUUUAAGCAAAGGAUAAAAAAACUCCCCAAAUACCAAUUGGCUUUGAUGGUUAUUAUGGCAGGACUCCUUGUGAUAUUUGAAGUGAGUCUCUGUGCAAAUCUUCAUUCAGGUAUCGCAUUGCUUGCACCAUUGCCAGUUAUUCUUGGCUUUGUGAUAGUAUUCCUGUGUCGUGCAUAUAGAGAGGGCCAAUUGACUUUGCUCAAUCCAGUGAUAUCGUGGUUUGGUGACUGUUGCUGUGCAGAUUCUCCAGUGCAAGCAACAUGGUGAAUUCAGGGCCAUCACAAACUAGAGGAUAGGAGCAACCCCACCCCAAACCCCUUUAUCCCACAUACCCACACCCCAGUGAAGAAAUACAGUAUGUACUUCUCAACCACACCCUCCAGAUUUUCUAUUUUCAAGCAGGCAUGUAGACAGGAUUUGCGCAAUUAUAGAUAUUAUAUGGAAUUAAAGUAUAUUUGACGAUAAAUCUUAAUAGUAAACGGACCACUGGGUCGUUCAAAAAACAUACUCACCCCUUAAGCACCUUAUAAUUUGCAUUAUUUCUCGUUAGCUUUUUUUAGAUAAGAAAAACAUAUAUUGGAAAUAAUUAGGUAUUGAUACUGUAUAGAGUAGUAGCUUAAAAUAAUGAAAGUAUAAAGAAUGAUGAAAAGAAAUGCUAUUGAUUUCUCCAAAAAAUUCAUUAAUACAAGCCACUUUCUUACAAAAUUCGUAAUAAAAAUCUAUGUGGCCUUUGUAAGAGUUUUGAGCUAGACAGAAUUGAUUAAACAACGCUUGUAAUUGA